Messenger RNA from Oryza brachyantha (malo sina), 967 nucleotides. RefSeq names its product multiple organellar RNA editing factor 2, chloroplastic-like. Bases 67 to 732 code for a protein of 221 amino acids. Lineage: Eukaryota; Viridiplantae; Streptophyta; Magnoliopsida; Poales; Poaceae. Gene Ontology annotation, cellular component: mitochondrion. The transcript is spliced from 4 exons. Gene Ontology annotation, biological process: cytidine to uridine editing; mitochondrial mRNA modification. The record is from RefSeq and is a predicted model, not a curated record.
UUCGACGCCCUCCUCGCCAUUUCGCCACCACCACCUCUCCUCCGCUUCCCCUAUUCACUAGCUGCCAUGGCCACCGCAGCUGCGCGCGCCGUCGCCGCCGCCGGACGGCCGGCGCAGGGGAUUCCGUUGUCGCGGCGCCUUGCGGCGUCCUCCUCCUCCUCCGCUCGCCCGCUGCGGCCUCGCGGCGGCCGCGCCGCUGGGUCCGUCCGCUGCAUGGCGCGGCGGCCGGACUCCUCGUACUCGCCGCUUCGGUCGGGGCAGGGAGGCGACCGCGCGCCCACGGAGAUGGCGCCGCUCUUCCCGGGCUGCGACUACGAGCACUGGCUCAUCGUCAUGGACAAGCCCGGCGGCGAGGGCGCCACCAAGCAGCAGAUGAUCGACUGCUACAUCCAGACCCUCGCCAAGGUCGUGGGAAGUGAGGAGGAGGCGAAGAAGAAGAUAUACAACGUGUCGUGCGAACGGUACUUUGGGUUCGGUUGCGAGAUUGACGAGGAAACAUCCAACAAGCUGGAAGGGCUCCCAGGUGUUCUAUUUGUACUUCCUGAUUCCUAUGUUGAUGCGGAGAACAAGGAUUAUGGAGCGGAGUUAUUUGUAAAUGGAGAAAUCGUUCAAAGAUCACCAGAAAGGCAGAGAAGGGUGGAGCCAGUUCCUCAGAGAGCACAAGAUAGACCCCGGUACAGUGACCGAACUCGUUAUGUGAAGCGGAGGGAGAACCAGGCGUACCAGCGGUGAAGACUCACCGAACGUUCAACCACCUAGAUGCAUUGGCUCCUGCUCCUGAGCUUAGAAGUGAACACCGGCUGUCACACGAGAAAUGCCUUCAAUUAUAUAUGCUGCAGUGGCUGCACCGUAUAAUCUGGCCAUGUUUUAUGCAUUUGGGCAUGAUGUAUUUCUUGUCUACUUUCUUAGACUAAUAAAAACAAUCUAUUGAACCGUGGCAUAAUAUGAAUUUGAACUUUGGGCGUCA